Messenger RNA from Aphanomyces astaci, 289 nucleotides. RefSeq lists its product as hypothetical. The record is from RefSeq and is a predicted model, not a curated record. Lineage: Eukaryota; Oomycota; Saprolegniomycetes; Saprolegniales; Verrucalvaceae. The transcript has a single exon. The annotation marks the transcript as partial.
AUGUCCGGAAUCAACAUCUGGGCGCCCCCCAUCUGGGUGCUCCUGCAGGCCAAAGACGGCCAAAUCGCUCCGUCGCAAGCUGCCAUCGAUGCCAAAGCCGUCGGCCUCGAUUUGAUCGCGUGGUCGCGGGAACGGUCGGGGUUUAUGACCAACCCGCACCAUGGAGGAUGGUACUACCAGACGUUGAACUCGAUCAUCACGCGCGAGUCAGAUAUCCUCGUGGCACUGCAUGUGCUAGCCAAGACGUUGGCCUCCAAGGUAUCUUUACCGACUGGCCAGGCACGGUCAC